AUAAGCCAAAGAUGAACAGACGCAGCAGCCUUGCAAAUCAAAACCCAAACCCUUCCUUUUUCCCCUUCUCUCUAGGUAUAAAAAUAUUUUUCUCAAAACAUUUUCCCCCAAAUGUGUCGCGUCAACUCUCUAAAUCAAUAAACCUUUAAUAUUAAAAUAAAAAUGAAAUAAUUUCAAAGUUUAGAAAAUUUAUAUUACAAAUUGAAAUUUAAUUAAGGCAAUGUUACGUAAUAUAAGAGUCCGAGUGAAAUUUAACAAACCCCACUCUUUUAUUCAAUUUGUUCUGCUCUUUAUACACGACUCUAAUGGGAUCUCUGAAGAAAAUUUUCUGAUCAUCUGACUGAGGAUGUCCCAAGCUGACGUCUCCUACAGCUGCGGGUCUUGUGGAUACCCUUUGAACUUAACAUCUUCCAAUAGAAUCACUUCCAAUAUAGGUUCUGAAUAUCACAAAUCCAUAAAGAAAGGUUUUAUCUCCUUCCUUUCUGUUGAUCUUAGCCGGUUCACACAGGUCGACGAGGUAAAUUGUCUUCCUUUCUAUUGGGGCCGCUAUCGUUCAAAAACUAAACUCCUUUGCCGUAAAUGUGGAGUUCAUAUAGGUUAUGGUUAUGGAGAUUCUCCUGCUCUCUGUGGUUUUGACUCCUCAAACACGUCUAGUUCAGCUUAUAAAAAGUUUGCCAUAAAGAUCCGAGCUUUACAGCCUUCACAAGAGUGCUAA
Molecule: messenger RNA, 715 nt
Organism: Manihot esculenta (cassava)
Lineage: Eukaryota; Viridiplantae; Streptophyta; Magnoliopsida; Malpighiales; Euphorbiaceae
Exons: 2
Coding region: 347-715 (122 amino acids)
Source: RefSeq, a predicted model, not a curated record